Messenger RNA from Dermatophagoides pteronyssinus (European house dust mite), 1423 nucleotides. Its product is annotated as kelch repeat and BTB domain-containing protein 8-like. Gene Ontology annotation, molecular function: protein binding. The record is from RefSeq and is a predicted model, not a curated record. Lineage: Eukaryota; Metazoa; Arthropoda; Arachnida; Sarcoptiformes; Pyroglyphidae.
GUUGGCUAAAUCAUCAUGAGCUAUGGCUUUAAUACGAUUGAUCUUCAGGACUCGGUCCAUACGGACCUAGCCAUAUUAUUUGAACAGAUGCAGACCUGUAGCCAUUCUCUUAGCGAUGUAAUAAUCGAAUUGCGUGAUGGUCGUCAUUACUAUGCCCAUAGUUGGGUGCUAACUUUUCGAUCCUGUUAUUUUCAACGGAUGCUCGAAUCUCAGCUAGGGGAAAGUCAAACACGAUGCAUACGCAUUGAAGACGAGCCCUAUCUUAUCGAGCAACUAUUACGAUACCUGUAUUUGGGCCAAGUGAAGUUCGAUAAUCUUCAACAGCUUUUGUGUUUAUGUAUUACAGCCGACAAGUAUUUAGCUGACCGAAUGAGCAUAGCUUUGGUUGAACAAGUACGAGUUGGAUGGCUCAAUCAAUUUACAGCAGUUUCAAUCUAUCAAUUUAGCCAUCAUUUUGAACAAAAACGAUUGUCUCAACUUGCUGCAGAUUAUUUGUUAGCGAAUGGUCAACUUGUUUUGGCUAAUCGAUCGCUUAUGGAUUUGUCUCCCGAACAAUUAUUACCGUUAAUAGAUGAUGAUCAUUUUCGUUGUAUUGAAAAUGAUCUGCUUGAUUUCCUGUUAGCCUAUAUCAGCUAUUAUAACACUGAGUACAGUGGUCAAAUUCAGAUACGAACAUUCGAUUCGACUAACAUACCAACACCAUUUCGCAUAAAACUAGAUGAAAUUGGAGUUGAAACAAUCAAUAUAGAUCCGAAACUAACAAAUGAUGUGGCUAAGGAAUGCAAUCCGUUGGUUUUCAAACUGAAUCGCUCUGAUCAGGAAUCAUUAUUACGAUGUAUACGUCCACAGGCUUUGUUGCAAACUGAUAAUUUGUUAAAGUCGUUGUCGUUAAUUUAUGAUACUCGUCUGGUCAGUUGGUGUCGUUAUCAGCUACACUUGGCCAACCAGCAUUAUUCAGCAGUGCGUCAAUGUUAUCCGAUAGCUCAACGUCGUUAUCGUAUUGAACAACAAUCGGGCCUAAUCAAACUUCAAAGCAGAAUAUUCUUUGAUUCUUUACGGAUUCGAUUUUCAAAUCCAUUAAGAAUAUGGCGAUCAUUAUCUCAACGAUAUGCUGUAUUUGAAUAUACAGUGAACAAUAAUCUUCAACAACAACAAGAAUGGCAGAAAAUAAUUAGCGCAAAAAUGCGAUUGAUAAAUCAAAAUUCAAUAGAAUUUCAUUUAGAUCAAAUUAUAGAUGCAUGCUACAUACGAUUAUCAAUGUGCGAUUUGAUGAAUCAAGCAACACCCGUUUCAGUUGAAUUGGAUCUAAUUGGGCGACCGUGAUGGAUCCACAGGAUGGAUGACGCCAUUUGAAAUAUGUGUAUUAUGCUAUAAUACACACCACUACAACUAAAUAGUGUGAUUGAAUGUUAUCACAGGCCAC